AACACAGUCAUUCACACACACACACACACACACACACACACACACACACACACACACACACACACACACACACACACACACGUGCAGGUGGUGAUGAGCUACGGCGUAGACACAGCUGCCCUCGGCUGCUCUACACAGACGCCACCACUCUGGUACCUCCCAUUUCUGUCUCCUGUCUUGUCCUCAUGGACACCAUCUCUAAACCAGACAUCAUGGCUGCUCUUACUGUCUUGUACACCUUUUAUCACACCUGACACUUUUCUCCAGCCAUUCCAACCUGCUUCACGCUCUUCUUCGUCCCUGUUCCACUCUCUCUGUUGCUCUGGAUUGCAUGCUCUAUGUGCUUAAAGUCCUCUACUUUACUUUCUGUGACGUCACCUUUCCACCUGAGCUCCUCUCAUUUACACACAAAUUCUGUCUUACUGCAACUACUCUUCAUUCCUCUUUUUUCCAGUACAUCUCUCCACCUCUCUAGCUUUUUACCUCUCACUGCAGAUCAGUAUGUCAUCUGCAAACAUCAUAGUCUACUUCCCAAGUCAACAUUAAAACAGAUAGUCGUACAAAGAUGGUGUUUAUUCUGCUGAAGUCCGCUAGAGGCAUUACAGAACCUUAGUUAAAGAGCAAGUCACCCCCAAAUCAACAUGUUUUUUCUGAUAAACUACAUAAAUGUGUGUCUAAUCGUGCUGCAGACACGUGUUGUCAAUAGUUUUGCACUUUAGUGCAUCUUAGUCAAUUUUUAAUUUUCAGCCUGAAACUAUCUGUUGUGCCGUUGUCAGGUAAAAACUGCACUGCAGUUGAAUUUAAAUCUGCCAUCACUAUUGGCUAAGAGGUACCCUAGAAUGAUAGCUGGUACCAUAUGAUGUCACAAUGUCGUUGUGAGCCUGUGUGUGUGUGUAUUUGUUAGUGGCUCCGCCCUCUCGGUCUGCUAGACAACAGCAUUUGUUGCAUUUUUCAAACAGGAAGUGGGAGUGGAGUAAUACUCUGGUAGGGGGGGUGACUUGCCCUUUAAACCCGAGUUCUGCUUGGUUUUCCCAGGAUUCCCUCUGGAGAACUUGAUCAACCCAAGAGUCUGGUCCGGGACCACACCAACAGAAUUCUGAUGAUUCUGUUGGUUUCUGUGAUUCCUAACCAGAACACAAAAGGUUAAAGUUCAAACACACACCAUGCUUUUAUGGGAAAUGAAACCAGUAAAGUAAAAGUAAAAGCAACUGAAAAUUCAAAUGGAAACAUCAGCGAGAGGUGGAGGCGCGAGGAGGAGGAGACAACUGAAGCAGGAGGUUGGUUCUGCAUCACGCUGCAACAGGAAGCACAUAUGAAACACUCAACGUCUUUCUGAUACCACAGGAGGGGGAGGCAAAUAAGGAGGCACCGUUCAGCAGGAGAACAUCUUUGAGCUGGAUCAAUUUGUAGCAACUCCCAGCUAACGAGGAGGAGAAGAACGAGGAGUAGGUGCAGAGGAGUAGGUGGAGGAACUAAAGAGGAGUUGAAGUUCAAGGAAAAGGGAGCAACAAAGAGAAGGAAGACACAGUGUGAUCAAGAAGUCAAACGUGAUAAAAAGGAAGAGAUAAGGCAAAGAAAGUAGGCAGUUAAGAGGUGAAGGGAGUUUAUAGAAGAAAGCUAAGUAAGAGGAGCAACAGGAGGAGGUGCUGCAGCGUAAUGGAGGAGGACAUCAGGAAGCAGGGGAUGCUCUUCCUCCAGCAGCAGCGCUUUGGGAAGAAGUGGAAACGGGUUUGGUGUGUCCUGUAUCGAGAAAGUUCCUGCUCCAUCUCUAGACUGGAGUUCUUCGAGUAUAAGGAUGGAGGGAAUGUGGAGAAAAAUGACAAAACUCUACGCAAACUGCAGGAAAGCAAGAAGGUGAUCCGAAUGGCGGAUUGUAUCCGGGUGACAGAAGUGGACAUGGACGGAUGUCCCAGAGACACGGGGUCCUUCUUGGUGGAGACCACAGAGAAGAUCUAUGUGUUUGCUGUUGACAGAAACCAGCUGGACGACUGGACACACAAGCUGUGUGAAAUUGCUUUCCCUAUGAGCUGGAUGGAAGCUGGAGCCAAACGAGGGACCCUGCAGCGAGGGAACAAGGUGGACGAAGACAAAGGGAUGGAGGACAAUUCUCUCUACAGCGGUCAGGACAGAGUGCGAGAUUUCAAAGUUUGUAUUCGGAGGACAGACGCCGCUGACCGCUGCAGGCUAAAGGGGGACGGCCUCCUGCGAGCUGAUAUGGAAGCUUUGCACCUGAUGGGCAAGACGGGAGAUGUCCUGUACAGCUGGCCUUACAAGUACCUGCGGCGCUUUGGACGGGACAAGUCCACCUUCUCCUUCGAGGCGGGUCGCAGGUGCAACUCCGGAGAGGGAAGCUUUGAGUUUGACACCAAGCAGGGGAACGUCCUGUUCCAGACCGUGGAGACUGCCAUCAACCUGCAGAAGAUCUCCCUCCCCCACCGGCAGGUGUCUGGAGGAGUUCCUCCAGAAGUCACCCAGAACCACCUGGCGCCGGGCCACAGCAGGAUGCCUCAAUCGCAGCCCCGCAGCCACGUCCCACAACCCCCUGCUUUUCAGGCAGCUGAUGGAGUCUACAGCAUGGUGACCGAACCUCAGAGCCCUCAGAUGAUUCUCCACAGAGACAUGGACAGCUCCAACCCCCCCCAGCUGUCUCAGCUGGAGCCUCCGGCCGAUAAAGUCCUGACUGGAGUCAAAAGUCUGACUCUGGACACUCGAGGACUUCCCGUCCCUAGGAAGAACCAGGUCAAGAUGAUUUCCAGCUGCCCUCUACCCAGCGCUAGCCCAGAACCUGGAUCCAACCUGACCACAGGCCCCAGCUCAAACCCGACCCCUCGCCCCAAACCGAGUUCCAGCCCAAACCCGAGUCAGACGUAUUCCCACAUCGGCAUGUCUGGCGUCAUGGGAAGGGACACCAAGAAGGACAAGAGGAGCGUCAACAGAGAGCCAGAAUACUCCCUCCCCUUUGACACAAUUGCUUCCAGCGUCAUGGGUGACCUCCUCCUGGCCUCCCAGCAUGGUCUCGGUCCUGGAGGAGAAGCUGGUGCUGACCCGUUGUACGAUAGCAUUGAUGAGAUGAAGAUCAGGAACAUCUUUAAGAGCCCAGCUGACUCUAACAGCAAGGUGGAUCACAUCUACGAUGAACCUGAGGGCUGCGCCAUCCCCUCAGAGGAACAAAAGGCCACACCCCCACCAUCGGUGUAUGACAACCCCGAGGAGAUGAGAGGAGGCGCCUGGAGGUGUAUGGGUACGACCUCUGACCCUACAGGUCACGAGUACCCCUACAACCCUUGUGUAGACGACUAUGCUGUCCCUAAACGAGCCCAAAGGGCUUUUGUUUCACAACAAAGCUUCUCCAAAGAAGAAGAGGAGAAAGAGGAGGAAGAGGAGGAGGAGGAAGAGGAGGAGGAGGAGGAGGAACAAUACUCAACAUAUGAUAACGUGAUGGUAAAAAUGGGUUGACUAGGGGGAGGAGCCAAAGUUCAGACAGCCAACUAUUCAGCCUGGAAGUAUUUAUGUAAAGAUAUCGAUUGGUCCAUCAGAACAUCUGUCCAUGAGAACAUCUGUCCACCUGUCCAUGAGAACAUCUGUCCACCAGUACAUCUGUCCUUCUGUCCACCAGUACAUCUGUCCUUCUGUCCACCAGUACAUCUGUCCUUCUGUCCAUCAGAACAUCUGUCCAUGAGAACAUCUGUCCAUCUGUCCAUGAGAACAUCUGUCCAUGAGAACAUCUAUCCAUCUGUCCAUGAGAACAUCUGUCUGUGGAAACAUAUGUCCAUCUGUCCAUGAGAACAUCUGUCCAUCAGAACAUCUGUCCAUGAGAACAUCUGUCCAUCUGUCCAUGAGAACAUCUGUCCAUCU
Nothobranchius furzeri (turquoise killifish) is the source of this 3855-nucleotide messenger RNA. It is a transcript of the gene dok2, whose product is annotated as docking protein 2. Gene Ontology annotation, cellular component: cytoplasm. Gene Ontology annotation, biological process: cell surface receptor protein tyrosine kinase signaling pathway; Ras protein signal transduction; positive regulation of MAPK cascade. Lineage: Eukaryota; Metazoa; Chordata; Actinopteri; Cyprinodontiformes; Nothobranchiidae. The record is from RefSeq and is a predicted model, not a curated record.